Molecule: messenger RNA, 1113 nt
Organism: Symbiodinium sp. CCMP2456
Lineage: Eukaryota; Dinophyceae; Suessiales; Symbiodiniaceae
Source: the annotation of a GenBank genome assembly
AUGGUGAAGCAACCAUGGACCGCGGCGUUGGUGCAUGCCACUGCCCAACACCAUGAGCAGGCGACUGCGAAAAGCUGUGGCUACCUCUUGGCCUCCUGGGGCGCAGGGAGGGCGUGGCAAGCGGCCGCGCGGAUCUUUGCGGAUGCUCCGACACGAGGCCUGGAGGUCAACAUCAGACUCUGCAAUGCUGCAAUCAAUGCGUGCAGACAUGCGUGGCAGUGCGCCGGCGAACUCCUGCAUCGCGCUUCUGCCUGCCGCCUGCAGCACGACAGCGUUUCCCUCGGCGCCGUCUCAGCUUCGCUUUGCCGUGGGAGGCAGUGGCCGACAGCCUUGGCCCUGCUGGGUUCCGGAACUGGGGCUGUCGCCCUCGGUGCCAUCACGGAUGCUGCUGCCAAGGUGCAGGCAUGGCGCACGGCCCUAUCACGGCUUCAGCAGUGGCGUUCGACACAAGGGCCUCCCGGUGUGGUUCUGCUCAGCUCUGCGGGAGACGCCCUACAGCGCUCUCAGGAGUGGAGGAAGGCCGUGGAGAUACUGUCGCCUCUGGUGGUGCCCAACGGUCCCGCAGAUGCUGCUGCCUACGGAGUGCUGCUUGCAGCGUGCGCCGGGGGCGGACGUUGGUCAGAGGCGAAGGAGCUGCUUUCAAGUCUCCGGCUGCAGCGCCUCCGCGCCGACGUGGCCGCCUUCGGGGCAGCGGUGCGUAGUGCGGAGGCGAAGCCGGAGGUGGCAGAGACCCUGGCUCUGGAGAUGCGCCAGCGCGGAAUGCAUCCCUCGGCGGCCUUGCGAAAUGCCGUGGCUGUCGGGGCGCGCUGGGACGAGGCACUGCGCCUCUUCGGCCGCUGCGCAUCCUAUCAGCUCGAGGUGGAUACCGUUGGCGGCAACAUAGCCGCCUCUGCCUGCGCACAGGAGCAUCAGUGGCAAAAUGCUGCUAGCAUUCUCGAUCUGGGAACAGCUUGGGGUUUGCCGCCAGAUUCCACGAGCCUUCACGCCCGAAUCCAGUCCUUCGGCUGGGGCCUCCGCUGGGAGACGUCCCUCCGACGGAUGGCUGACAGUCAGCUUGAUGAGGGAGCCGCGGCACACGUCGGACCCUCCAUGGUCGGCUGCAACCUUGCUUAA